Drosophila subpulchrella is the source of this 740-nucleotide messenger RNA. RefSeq lists its product as uncharacterized. The transcript has 2 exons. The record is from RefSeq and is a predicted model, not a curated record. Lineage: Eukaryota; Metazoa; Arthropoda; Insecta; Diptera; Drosophilidae. The coding region runs from base 95 to 490 and encodes 131 amino acids.
AUUUUUUGUUUUCGAUAAGACCAUUCGGAACUAAAAAAAUUGUGUUGUCUUUUAUAAAAUUCUCAGUUUUAGUAAGGUAUAAAAAGGAAAUAGCAUGGGUCGUCGUAAAACCAAAUCAGAGAUGGUGGCAGAUAUUUUUGGGACUCCGCCGAAGGCUCGGGAAGGUCCGAAAAAGCAGGGGGUGAAGCGGAAAACGUUGAAAGUGUCGGCCGGGCACAAGAGACGUAGUCUUCCUUGCCGCCUGAAUCCAAGUGUUAUCCGCCAGAUUUGUGAGCCCGCGGAGAAGUGCAAGAACUCGAAAGCCCGGAUUAUGUACGUCAAUUCGAACUACGGAAGUAAGAACAACGCCGAUCUCAGUAAAACCGAUUGCCAUGAGCCUAAUUGCCCUUGCAAAGGGCCGAAAUCAUCGACAUCUGACCCUGGACCCAAGCCAAAGAUGGGUCAGAGCCCUGCAGCGAGGCAGAGAUCUCAAAGAACCAAACCAAAGUAGUCACAUGAGAUGAUACGACUGUAACUCCAUGAUGUUGAAAACUACAAAAAAAAAUACUUAUCUACAAUCUAUUCCUAAUCUUAAAAUAUCUUUGGACAAUAUCAUAACAUCCUAUAUGAAGAGCUUAGGAUUCAAUGUCCCAGGAUUAACCUACGAUAUACGAAGUAAUGAUCCUUUGAAGGCCCGUGAAUUUUGUAAUUAUUUGUAUAUGAAUGUGGCAGCCCUUCGAAUAUAUAUUUGGAUGUGUAAA